AUGUCAGACGUUGAUAUCAAUUUGAAGGCUUUACAAGAAAGGCUAGCUAAAUUGCAUGCUAGUUUUCCGACCUUUGAAGGGACGCCAUCGUCUCUACUGUUCGUGGUCGGAUCUAGUGACGAGGAAGAUCCAUACAAAAAAAGUACCAUUUUCCACAAUUGGCUUCUUGGUUACGAGUUUCCUGCUACGCUCAUUGCCGUUGUUCCUGGCAAGAUAGUUGUAUUGACUGGUGCUGGCAAAGCCAAGCAUUUGACGGGAGCAGUCGAACUCUUUAAAGAUUCGUCGGAUUUCAAGCUGGAAUUGUGGCAAAGAAAGGCAAAAGACGACGAUCAUAACAAUCAGUUAUUCAAAGACGUUAUUGAGCUACUCAAAAGUAGUGGAAAAAGUGUCGGCACGCCCGUGAACGACGAAUACCAGGGAAAAUUCAUUGCACAAUGGAAACCAAUCUGGGAUGACGCGUUGUCAAAAGGUGAACUCGAGACCGUCGACAUUGUCCCUGGCCUCUCACGCGUCUGGGAGAAGAAAGAUCAGCAGGAAGUCGGUUUCAUUAAAGUUUCCAGCAAAGGCAGUGAUCAGUUCAUGCAUCUGCUUUCCGACGAAAUGGUCACCGCGGUAGAUGAAGAGCUUAAAAUCACUAACGCCAAACUAUCGGACAAAAUCGAGGCCAAAAUUGACGAUGGUAAGUUUCUGAAGAAGCUAUCGAGUGAAAUGGCACCGCUAUGCCCUCAAGGCGAAAAAUUUGACAUUAACCUUUUGGACUGGGCUUACUCUCCAAUCAUUCAGUCAGGAAAGAAAUUUGAUCUAAAAGUUUCUGCUCGUUCCAGCAACGAUCAACUUAACGGAAAUGGGUGUAUUUUAGCGUCUUGUGGUAUUCGCUACAAAAAUUACUGCUCCAACGUGACUAGAACCUUUUUGAUCGAUCCCACAGAGGAAAUGGUGUCAAAUUACGAGUUUUUAUGCGUGCUGCAGAACGAAAUCAUAAAUACUUUCCUCAAAGUGGAACAAACUCCUCAGCAGGUUUAUCAGGCUUCCGUCGAUUACGUGAAGGCUCAUAAACCUCAUCUGGUUUCGGCUUUGACUAAAAACGUUGGUUCCCUAAUCGGUUUGGAAUUCAGGGACUCCCAGUUUGUUCUAAACGCCAAAAAUGACCAAAGAAAGAUUUCCAGCGGCGAUUGCUUCAACAUCUCUUUGGGUUUUAACAAUUUGAAAGACUCGGAGACGGGCAACAGUUAUGCCGUUCAAAUAGCAGACACAGUUUUAUUAAGCGAUGGUAUACCUGUGGUGCUGACUGGCUACACUAAACUCAAAGCCCAGGUUUCAUUUUACUUCAAUAACGAGGAAGAGGAGAAACCGUCCAAAGUAAAGAAGGAAAAUGAUCUUGGCUCUCCACCAAUUCCCAUUAAAAGAGAUGGAAACUCUAAAAUUUUGAGAUCCAAAUUGCGAGGCGAAGGACGGGUGCAAGAGGACAGCCAAAAAGAGCAGAUCCGGAAGGACAAUCAGAAGAAGUUGCAUGAAAAACUUCAGAAGAACGGUCUUUUAAGGUAUAGUGCUGCAGACGCCAACGAGACGGGCGAUCAACCACAACUGCAAUUCAAAAAAUUUGAAUCUUACAUCAGGGACACCCAAAUACCCAACAACGUCCGGGAUCUCAGGGUGCAUGUCGACUGGAAAAACCAAACGAUUAUAUUGCCUAUUUAUGGUCGUCCAGUCCCAUUCCAUAUUAACUGCUACAAGAAUGGUUCUAAGAAUGAAGAAGGCGAAUACACAUAUCUCAGAUUAAACUUCCACUCCCCUGGUAUUGGAGGUAUCUCUAAGAGAACUGAGGAACUUCCAUACGAGGAUACUCCUGACAAUCAUUUUGUUCGUUCCAUUAGCUUGAGAUCCAAGGAUGGAGACCGUAUGAGCGAAGUUUUCAAACAGAUUGCCGACUUGAAAAAGGAAGCGACUAAAAGAGAUCAAGAACGGAAACUUUUGGCGGACGUUGUCGAGCAGGCGAGGUUAGUGGAAAACAAGUCUGGAAGAACAAAAAGACUUGACCAAAUUUUUGUCAGACCUAGCCCUGAUGCCAAAAGAGUGCCUGGGACUGUGUUCAUUCAUGAAAAUGGUAUUAGAUAUCAAUCUCCACUGCGUACUGACAGCCGAAUUGAUAUACUGUUUUCCAACAUGAAGAAUCUGAUUUUCCAACCUUGUAAAGGUGAGUUGAUUGUCAUUAUUCAUGUUCACCUUAAAAACCCAAUUCUCAUGGGUAAGAAAAAGAUUCAGGACGUCCAAUUCUACAGAGAAGCCUCCGACAUGGCUGUUGAUGAAACAGGAAAUAGUAGACGUUCUAACAUGAAAUUCAGAAGAUAUGGCGAUGAGGAUGAGCUGGAACAAGAACAAGAAGAAAGAAGAAAGAGAGCAGCUUUGGACAAAGAGUUUAGGUAUUUUGCCGAAGCCAUUGCCGAUGCUUCAGACGGCAUAGUAGAUUUAGACACAACCUUCAGAGAGUUGGGUUUCCAGGGUGUGCCUAGCAGAUCUGCUGUAUUCUGCAUGCCCACGAGAGAUUGUCUUGUGCAAUUGGUAGAGCCUCCGUUUUUGGUUAUCAAUCUCAGUGAGGUUGAGAUCUGUGUUUUUGAAAGAGUACAAUUUGGUUUGAAGAACAUAGAUAUGGUCUUUGUUUACAAAGACUUCAGUAAACCCGUUACGCACAUCAAUACUGUUGCCAUAGAAGAAAUUGAGUUACUCAAAUCAUGGUUGACUGAUGUUGAUAUUCCGUACGCUGUAUCGACGAUCAAUUUGAAAUGGUCGAGUAUCAUGAAGUCCAUGCAAGAAGACCCACACCAAUUUUUCCUAGAAGGUGGUUGGUCUUUCUUGGUAGCCGGCUCUGACGAUGAAAUGUCAGAGGACAGCGAGGAGGAGAUCAGCGAAUACGAAGCUUCUGACGACGAUCCUUCCGAUGAAAGUGCAGAAUCCGAGGAGGACGACUAUUCUGAGGCAAUGAGCGACGACGCGAGUGACGCUAGUGCUGAUGAAAGUGAGGAGGAAGGCGAAGACUGGGAUGAGCUUGAAAAAAAAGCGGCCAGAGCCGAUCGCGAAAACAGACAAAAUGAGUAA
Molecule: messenger RNA, 3093 nt
Organism: Lachancea meyersii CBS 8951
Lineage: Eukaryota; Fungi; Ascomycota; Saccharomycetes; Saccharomycetales; Saccharomycetaceae
Source: the annotation of a GenBank genome assembly